This is a messenger RNA of Sebastes umbrosus (honeycomb rockfish), 1125 nucleotides long. It is a transcript of the gene tfpi2, whose product is annotated as tissue factor pathway inhibitor 2. Gene Ontology annotation, molecular function: serine-type endopeptidase inhibitor activity. Bases 90 to 770 code for a protein of 226 amino acids. The record is from RefSeq and is a predicted model, not a curated record. NCBI's taxonomy places the organism in Eukaryota, Metazoa, Chordata, Actinopteri, Perciformes, Sebastidae. Gene Ontology annotation, cellular component: extracellular region. Gene Ontology annotation, biological process: negative regulation of peptidase activity. The transcript has 5 exons.
UCACUCAACUAUAAAAGAGGAUGUGGCUGUGGAUGGUUUAACAAAGCGGAAAAGAGUUGGAGCAGUUUGGAGCACAACAAAGUUGAACAAUGGAGUUUUUCUUAUUAGCGCUGGUUACACUUCUCUCCUCGUUUUACAACGUUUUGGCGUUGACACCGAAAGCCGUGUGUCUCCUUCAAGUGGACGAGGGACCUUGCAGAGCAGAACUCGAGCGCUACUUCUACAACACUAUCACCCAAAAGUGUGAGCGUUUCUACUACGGAGGCUGCCAAGGCAAUGCCAACAACUUCAAGAGUUACCAGCAGUGCCAGAAAACAUGUUUCAGAAUCCCAAAGGUUCCCCAGAUCUGCAGGUUUCCUAAAGAGGAAGGACCUUGCAGGGCCCUCUUCCACCGCUACUUCUUCAACAUGACCACCAUGCAGUGUGAGUCCUUCUAUUACGGCGGCUGUGAGGGCAACUACAAUCGCUUCCAAAACCUCGCCUCCUGCAAGGAGUACUGCAGUCCAAGAAAAACUGUCCCUGUGCUCUGCCUGGACCCUCUGGACAAAGGGAGCUGUUCGGCCUCCAUCCCUCGGUAUUACUACAACACAGCCACCAAGAUGUGCGAGGAGUUUGUCUACUCGGGCUGCGGAGGGAGCAGCAACAACUUUGUGUCGAGGCAGAGCUGCAUGGACGUGUGUGCUAAAGGAGCGAAACAACACACAAGCCGAGGAAAAGUUCGUCGCGCGAGACGGAAUAGAAAUAAGCCGAUCACUUACUUGCAGGCGUAGACGUCUGACACUCAGUGACUCUCACUUGGACAAGCCCUUAAAGGAAACUAACAUUUAAUAAACUGACUUUUUUUUGUUAUGCCAAAAUGACGACCAGCUCUUCUUUGUUGUUACAAGAAGAGUUAUAGUGGUAUAUGUAUGUACAGUAUGUAUGUAAUGCUUUAUGAGCUAUAUCAAAUGUGAUUUUGAUGAAGUUUGUUACUGCACUAAUGUUCCUGAUUGUGUAUUUUGAUACUGUAUGUAUGUAAUAUGUGUUGUACAAGUAAUACAUUAUGAUGGUGAAUAUUUUUGUUUGCCUAACUGUUAUAUAAGCACAUUUUUUUUAUAAAAAUAAAAAAUUCUAUGAAGUAUUGUA